AUAAAGCAGAUACUAUAACUAUGAGCACAACUGAACUUGGCAAAAAUAUUUUUCACGAAUUAAAAGAAAAUGUUAUUUGUGUCGGUAAAUUUCAGUCAACUGAAUGGAAUAUUUGGGUACCCCUUCUUCUGUGAAACAUCAGUGGGUUAGAAACGGAGUGACUUCCCCAUUUCUUUUUGCUGAUUAUACACAGUUUCUUCAGUCACGUCACAGUAGUUCUAUCUUUACAAAAUUAACUGCUGAACAGCUUUGGAAGGGUGUUACAAGUGUCAGUAAUGCUGGUAGAAAGAGAGGUAGAGGAAAAGGUGUAGGGAAGAAAACUGCCAAAGACUUAAAUAAAGGACAGAUACUUGGAGUUGGAAAAAUCAACAUGAUAUGGCCUGGAUUAAAUGCUCCAGUAUUAAGAGGUAGGGAAGUUGUAGAAAGACGGGAGUUACCCCCUGAUAAAGAUCGAGAGGAGAAAUUGUUAAAGAUGCGUGAUGAGAUGGGAGCUUUCAAGCCUUUGAGGCUCUCACCAUUAGAGCGAGGCUGGUCAGGAACAAAAAUGCCAGGAAGAAGCAUUGGAAUUCCAGACCCCAUUGGUGAAGGUAAAGAACGUUGUUGUUUUUUCAGCAAUUUAAGCUUAUGAUUUUCUGUAGUGUAU
This is a messenger RNA of Limulus polyphemus (Atlantic horseshoe crab), 643 nucleotides long. Its product is annotated as 28S ribosomal protein S5, mitochondrial-like. The transcript has 4 exons. The record is from RefSeq and is a predicted model, not a curated record. Gene Ontology annotation, molecular function: RNA binding; structural constituent of ribosome. Gene Ontology annotation, biological process: translation. Lineage: Eukaryota; Metazoa; Arthropoda; Merostomata; Xiphosura; Limulidae. Gene Ontology annotation, cellular component: ribosome. Bases 104 to 628 code for a protein of 174 amino acids.